UUUUUGACCAAGUGUAAAUUAGAGUUUAAUAUUAAAUAGUUAUUAAAAUUGUAGAGACGUGAGGCGGAUUAGUGUAAUUUAUUAUUAUAACAAGAAGUAAUUUUCAACGUUCGAUUCUGAAUAUCUACGGUUACAAAAGGUAAACCUCACGCUAAAGCUGUGCUCUUCCCCACAGGAUAAUUCUCCCACUACCCUUCUCGAGAAACUCAAAUAAAUUGAAUUCCGGAAAAAUGUAACCAAUUCAAACGACGCAGCGAAAUUUGGUCGCCUUGUUGCUUUUACUCCCAUCUAGCCCGCCGACUACCUAACGGUUCGCCGUCGUUCCGAAGCGGCGCCGCUUGUCCGUGUGGCCGCAGUACUUUCGCAUUAGUAAUCGCUACACCUCUUCGCUGCCCUCAACCAACGGUUAUUUCCUAAUCUUCUCCCGUGGAGUAUUGCGUUUGUACAGGGUGUCAAAAUGAUCGGAUCUUUUUUCACUAGGGGACUUGUUUUGAUUUUUGGUUAUGCAUAUCCAGCAUACGAAUGCUAUAAAUCCGUUGAACUGAAUAAGCCCGACAUUGAGCUACUUCGGUUUUGGUGCCAAUACUGGAUCUUAGUCGCUAUGUUGACGGUUUGUGAAAGGAUUGGUGAUAUGUGUAUUGGCUGGAUUCCAAUGUACGGUGAAGCUAAGUUGGCCUUCUUUAUAUACUUAUGGUUCCCUAAAACUAAGGGAACGGCAUAUGUUUACGACUCCUUCUUUAGGCCCUAUGUUGCAAAGCAUGAGCCAGAAAUUGACCGUAAUUUGUUGGAACUGAGAACAAGAGCUGCAGACAUAGCACUCUUGUACUGGCAAAAGUCUGCAAGCUAUGUCCAGACUAGGUUUUUUGACAUUUUGCAGUAUGUUGCUUCACAAUCAAUUCCCAAACCCAAACCACCAACUCAGCCACAAAAUCAAAGCACUAAGGUCAAGAAACCCGCAGCACCAUCAAAUCCUAUACCAGCUGCUGCCAUGGUGCAGCCACAGGAUGAAGAACCCUCUUCGUCUUCUUCUUCUUCCAGUACAUCUUCAAGCGAACACCAAGAAGAUGCAACAUCAGACGAAGCAGACACUUCAGCCGAUUCUAAAGCAGCAGCUACUUCUCCAGCAGUUCAGAAAGAACCAAAAAUAACAAUAAAACAAGCACUUCUUGAGAACACCAAAGCGUCGAAUUCUACUCAAGAGCAGCAGAUUGAUUCUGCAAACGAGACUGCUCCACAGGAUACCGUCAUGGAAGAAUCCGGAAGACUGACUAGAGCUAGGUCUAGGAAAACACGAGCUGCAUCUAUUCGCUGAGAGUUUGUGUUCCCACGUGCAUUUUUUACGCAGUGGGUGAAAUCGACAAAGUUCUAGACUAUACUACUGAUGCUACUUACUAUACAGUGAUUUUCUUCUUGCUAACAAAUAUUGAUUCCGAUUUUAUUGUUCUUAAUUGUUCUAGAAACACACUUGGGCACUUGUUUGAUGUGGUAUGUGAAAAUUGCGAUAACUGCACAGGAAAUUUGCAACUUGAAUGAUUUUUCUAUUUCUUUCAAUUUUCGAUGUUUUGUCA
This is a messenger RNA of Erythranthe guttata (spotted monkey flower), 1568 nucleotides long. Its product is annotated as putative HVA22-like protein g. The record is from RefSeq and is a predicted model, not a curated record. NCBI's taxonomy places the organism in Eukaryota, Viridiplantae, Streptophyta, Magnoliopsida, Lamiales, Phrymaceae.